AGCAUGCACAAAGAGCCGGUCCCUCCUCCUAGCCUGGAAACCUGUGCUGGAGGGAGUGACUCGAUUCAGGCGGCGUCCAAUUAUAUGGAAACAGCACUUAUUCCACUUUAUUCCACGCUACAGUUAAGUGGCUUGAAGCCUUCAGAGACGCACAGGCGUGCGGUAUAAAGCGGAUCAGCAGGCAGAGAGACGCUCCCCAUGUGACAUGUGCAGGGAAAGCUGCAGACAAAGGUAGAAGUCUCUCCGCACGCCGAGUGAUGCGGAGACAGAGGAUGCUCCAAAUCAAAUCCACGAGGAGCUCUCUGGGUUUUUCUUGGUUUUUUUUUCUUUUCUUUUUUUCUUUCCCUCGUCUGGAAAAUCCUCGGCUCAACAUAAAUGAUUCAUGAGAGCGCGCUUCUGUUUCUGAGAGAGUAAUAGUGAGUUUCAACUGAAGCCAGGCAACCUGCGGGAAGGCAGGGCCAGAAUCUCGGAGAGAGUCAGUUCAUCUGAGAGAGUUUGAUCAGGAGAUCAACUGUUGCUCCGCGCGGAUGUCUGACCGCCGCCUGGUCCUGGUCGGGGCAGCUGGGAUGGAACAGAGGCGGAUUUUGCUCCUGAUGCGCCGGAUACACCUUUAUCUGUCCUGAUGUGAUGCCACAUUGUUGCACUGAGGGGAAUGAGAACAUCCCACACCUCGGCCGGCUGCUUUCCACGCUUCAUCCUCUCUGUGUGUGACACACCAUAAUCUGCCCUCUCCAGGGAGCGCGUUUGGACACUCUGACCCUCAAAAAGAAGCGCAAAAGCUGACAAGCCUCGCGUUAAAGUGACCUUGCCGGGUCGGGCGGAGGGUAUCAUCAUGCUGAUGAUGAUGGAGACCAGCGGCAUAGACGCGCAUCAGGUUGAUAUCGAUUCGGACUUCGAGCCGCAUGCUCGGUCGCGGUCAUGUACCUGGCCGCUCCCGCCGUGUCCCGAGGGCUUCCCCGGGGCAGAGGAGGCGAGCCGCGGGGGUCUGGCUCUGGCGACCGUCAAAGCGGAGCGCUACGACGUGCCGGCGUGCCGGGCCGACAGGAAAGGCGGCGCGCCGGCGGAGAUCAAGCACCCGGCCGGCGCCCCGGCUCCGGUCGUGGCCGCUCCCGCUUGCAUGUCCGGGGCUGCCCUCGACGUGGCCGGCCAGCUGCGCAAAGCCAAGUCGUCACGCAGGAACGCGUGGGGGAAUCUGUCGUAUGCGGACCUCAUCACCCGCGCCAUCGAGAGCGCACCAGAGAAGAGGCUCACUCUGUCCCAGAUCUACGACUGGAUGGUUCGCUUUGUUCCUUAUUUUAAGGAUAAAGGCGACAGCAACAGCUCGGCUGGAUGGAAGAAUUCAAUCAGACACAACCUAUCACUGCACAGUCGUUUCAUCCGAGUGCAAAAUGAAGGGACGGGAAAGAGCUCGUGGUGGAUGCUAAACCCAGAAGGAGGGAAGAUGGGUAAGGGACCCAGACGACGCGCAUCAUCCAUAGAUAACGGGACACGCCACUUGAAGACAAAAGGUCGCACGAGUCGAAAAAGAGCAGGGGCUAUAGGCCUGGGACGGGGACAAGUUCAGGGAGCUGGUCCGACAAUUCAGAGCUCCCCAGAGCAUGGCAGUCCAGCAGGGAAAGGAGGCAUCAUGAUCAGUGGAGAAGAGUAUGACACUUGGACAGACCUGCAUUCCCGCACCUCAUCUUCUGCCUCCACGCUGAGUGGCUGCCUCUCCCCAAUCCUUGCAGAAGAGGAAGCUGAUGAACCUGAGGAGGGUGGACUAUCUUGCUCAGCUUCCCCUCGGAUAUACCCUAGUCCAACAAGCACCCGCUCACCGGCGUUGGGCACUGGGAGCCACUGCCCCAACGUGGAACUGCCUCAGCUGACUGACCUGACUGGAGCUAUUAGUCUAGAUGAGAGGAGCUACUCCCAGCAACAGCAAAUCAAGUGCAAUGGCUAUCCCUUUGUGCCUGGGCCAAAACCUGAAGGAUCCUAUUGUGGACCCAUUUACGGGCAGUCUUCCAUGUGUAUGUUGCGGCACCACACUCCAAUGGAGACCAUUCAGGAGAACAAGCCAGUUAACUUCCAGCACCCAAUAAGGAGCUAUUCAGAGAACAAUGCUUUGCAAAGUCUUCUUACAGGAAGUCCUUACUGCAACAAAGAUGCUGUGCUGGGUCAGGGACGUGAAACGCAUGCACUGUUGACACAGGGGACUAGUGUUCACAGCCAGCACAACCGCAAUCAGAAUCCCAGUCACAAUCAAAACCAUAGCAACAGCCAAGAGCAUGCUCACAAUCCCAGUCUACGUAACGGCCACGGCUCAGUCCAUGACCAGAACACAGCUCACCAUCAAAACCACAAUCAGGGUCAUAAACACCAAGCCAGCCUUGACUACAGCCACAGUCACAAGCCCCACAUUGCCCAUGAAUAUGGUCAGAGUCAUGAGCAUGGUCACAGAAGCAAAGUGAAUUCCAACCACGACCACAACCCUCAUUCUAGUCAAAGUCACCUGCACAACCACACACCCCCAAACCCUCAUAACCCUAUGCAUAGUGGGCCUCACCAUCAGGCUCUGUCUCCUCGGGUGAGCACUGACGUCCUGCAGCCCUACAGUCUUAAGAACUCUAACCACUAUGGGCCACGCCCCCACCUCCCAACAUCUCCUUCUCUGCCCCCAAACCCUGCAGGGAUCCUGGAUGUUCCUCAGGACCCCUGUCGUCUUGCUUCUGCCCCUCACCCUCGACACCAGUCCUACCCCAGAGCUCACCAUCAGGCCAUGGCUGAAUCCUGGCAAGCCUAUUAUCAUAAUCACCACAAUCACCAACCAGGGAAUUCGGCAUAUCAGGGACAACUGCACAGCUCGCACAACAGAAUGGCUGCCCAAUUGGAAAUGGAAAAUGCCCCCAACAGCCUAGACUGUGAUGUGGACCCGAUCCUGCUUAGUGAUUUUAUGGACACAGAUAAUGUGGACUUCAACUUUGAUGGUUCUCUUUCUCAAGGGGUGGGCAUGGGGAUGGGCAUGACUUUAGGGGCUUUUUGUUGUCCUCCACCAGCUCAUAGCCACCAGAGUUGGGUGCCUGGGUGAACUCGGAUCUGAGGGGUUUGAAUAGACCAUAAAAGUCACCCGCUGGGCAGGGCUCUGGGUCAGCUGUACCCUUGGACUGAUUAGCUGUGAUUCUAUUUUUUUUUUUUCAGGCAUAUUGUCAUUUUAUUUCCUGGGGACUCUCACACUGUGUAUUUUUUGUCUCCCUCUUUCUCCGUGUUUAUGAAGCUUUCUGUCUCCAUGUUGAAUUUGCUUCCAAUGAGCCCAGUGGUAAAAUCUGACCCUUUCCCAGUUUAUGCCCUGCAGUUUUUUUCUCUCUCUCCUCCUAAUCAUCAUGUUUGUCCUUGGCUCUCAAGCACUUUACAGCCAUCUUUUCAUACAGAUGCAGUAACCCAAACACCAGACAAAGUCAUGUUGUAUGUUCAUUUUUAAUGUAUGCAAUCCACUUAGUAUUAUCUCCACCUACAAAGAAUUUGUUGUUCCUGACAUAAGAACAUGAUCAAACACCUGCAUACAUUUCCUCAGUGCCCAGGUGCUCAUAGAUUGGAAGGUAAAGGGCAGAGGGUGGAGGUUUGUGGCUGCCAGGUUUAAGAAUAAGGCUGAUAUUUUUUUGAAAGACUGAGACAUAAGGGAAGGGAGGUGAAACGGAGAGAAAGGGGGAUUUGUCCUCUCCCUGGUGAACAGUGGUGGUUCCUACUCUGUUCCGGAGUGGAGGACAAUCAUCCAUCACACAACCAUCAGCGCCACUCCAUUGAAAUGCAACGUCCUUUCUUUAAUCUCCAAAGUAAUGCCAGAUUGAUGCAUCAUGAUUGCUAAUCUAAUGUGCUUCUCUGUUUUUUCAACCUCCUCCCCUCCCUCUUCAGCUCCGGACACAUGGGCUUAAUGUGUUUUGGUGAAAGCGAUGAUAAAAGUCACUCAACACUAAAUGGGGAUAGGGAUUGGAAAAGGGGGAUGGUGUCAGAGGAGGUGGGGGGGUUAUGGAGAGGAGAUGAUAUGAGAAGAGAAAUGCAAAUAUUCCCUCUGUGCCUCUUUCUCUCCAUUUUGCAGAUUUAUGUAGCUUUCGUACAAUGAAAUAAGCAAUGAUCAGAGCCUGCUGUAAAUCCCGAGGAGCUACAUGAUUGGCCAGAACUGGGUGGUGGAUGCUAAACCCAGUUCUGGCCAGUGAAUGCUUGGUACAUUCACUGGCCCACUCCAGAACAGCUUAGCAAGUGGCCAUGAGUCAACUGGUAUGCUGGUGAAGUUGCCCUCAACGCAGUCAGUAACAGCCAGGUUAAAGCCCUCUAUGUGUUUUUACUCCAGAGAAUUCCUCACUGAUGAGCAGCAUCAGCCGAUUACUAUUUUGUGCUAUCUCCUGUACCCAGACUCCCUCGUAUCGCACCACCCCAUCCCGAGGUUACUCGGAGGGUAAACAAGAGUAAUUAACCGCCAAACAAGAUGGAUGAUUUAUGCAAGUGCAUGUAGUCGCUCAUUUGCUCAAAGUCAUAAUUCUUUCCCCUGCCAAGCACAAGGAAGGUGAUUUUUUAAGAAGCGGUGCCGGGCCACGAGGUAAAGUGUCUGUUUGCAGUGUCCUUCACGUUUUUCAGCCAUCUUCCGUACGAUCAUCCCCACCCCAUCCAGGCCACGGUUUAUGUUGCUGUUGUCUUUUCUUGUGCUUGUUCAAUGAUUGUGCAGUUGUCUGUCCGAUGUAGUGUGGAUUGGAGCGCUCUCCAGCAUUUCAUUUACGUUGCUUGCAGUUUGAGAAGGGGCCGAGGGGGUGGGGGUGCUUUUGGGCUUCCCACCUUCUGAGGACAGAGAGAACAACACCAUGGGAGAAGGGAACUGUGGACAGACAGUGAGACGCAGAACAGGGAGGAAAAAGUGAACAGGUUAGACCAGAUCUGUUUAGCUUUAAGAGGUUUUCUAUCUAUAAAACUGCCUGUUACAAUCAGGCCAAAUGUCAAGUGCUGCUCAACUGGCUCCAGGGAGCUUCGACCAGGCAGCCACUUCUCCCUCCUGAUCAAGGACAAUGUCUGGUAUUUCCAUACACUUUUCUUUUCUUUUCUUCUACUUCUUCUUUUUGUAUGUGUUAAAAUGGCCCAUUGUUGUAACCCAGCUGUAUUUGUUCUCCUGCCCGUGUGCACCUGUGUGUCAAGUCAAGCUUCUCAUGGGCAGGGGUGUGUGUGUGUGUGUGAGUGUGUGUAGAAGUGACGUACAAGAACCGAUUAAGGGGGAAAUUGUUGAGUAGUUCCCUGCCCUGGUGUUUUCCAUGCUUGGCUGAGUGCAGCAUACAUUAUAUAUACAGUUUAUAUUUAUUGUUUGUGAAGCUGGUUCUAAAGAAAGACCCCUCACUGCUUUGUCUUCUUGUUGACAGACACAGAAUGCAUUUCAGUUUGACUGCAUUUCAUCCUGUACAUAAACUAUAUUUACAAAAUUGUAUUCUAUUUUUUUUGUUUGUUUUUGCAAAUAUGUUUUUUUUUCUAAAAUUGUGUAUCUGCUCAUCUGGUGACCGUCAAAUAAAAGAAAAAUGAAUACAGA
Messenger RNA from Xiphophorus maculatus (southern platyfish), 5536 nucleotides. It is a transcript of the gene foxo6b, whose product is annotated as forkhead box protein O6-like. Bases 833 to 3064 code for a protein of 743 amino acids. Gene Ontology annotation, molecular function: RNA polymerase II cis-regulatory region sequence-specific DNA binding; DNA-binding transcription factor activity, RNA polymerase II-specific. Gene Ontology annotation, cellular component: nucleus. Gene Ontology annotation, biological process: regulation of transcription by RNA polymerase II. The record is from RefSeq and is a predicted model, not a curated record. The transcript has 2 exons. NCBI's taxonomy places the organism in Eukaryota, Metazoa, Chordata, Actinopteri, Cyprinodontiformes, Poeciliidae.